CUGCGGUUGAUCGCGGUCGGUGUAGGCGCCCACUCCCGCCUCAUAGCCCGGGCUCUCUCCCCGCUCGGCCUGCGCUCAGCUUCCUCUGAAGCAGCAUGGGAGACAAGAAGAGUCCGACCAGGCCGAAGAGGCAGCCGAAGCCUUCAUCAGACGAAGGAUACUGGGACUGUAGCGUGUGCACUUUUAAGAACAGCGCCGAGGCCUUCAAGUGCCUGAUGUGCGAUGUACGCAAGGGAACCUCUACCCGAAAACCUCGACCUGUUUCCCAGUUGGUUGCACAACAAGUAACCCAGCAGUUUGUGCCUCCCAUGCAAACAAAGAAAGAGAAAAAAGAUAAAAUUGAGAAGGAAAAGAGUGAAAAGGAAACCAUGAUCAAGAAGAAUAGCCAUAAGAAGACAAGGCCACGAUUAAAAAAUGUGGAUAGAAGCAGUGCCCAACAUUUGGAGGUUACAGUUGGUGAUCUGACAGUCAUUAUUACAGACUUUAAGGAGAAAACUAAGUCACCUCCCACAUCCAGUGCUACGUGCGCGGAUCAGCACAGUCAAAGUGGCUCUGGCUCUGAAAACACAGAGAGAGGGAUAUCCAGGUCAUCUUCACCUAGAGGAGAAGCUUCAUCCAUCAAUGGAGAAUCCCAUUAAUUUUUUUUUCUCCACCCGUUUUUCUGUUCACUCGAACAUCUUCUGGCAGUAGUUAAAACGUUUUCAUGAAAAGAAUGACCUAAUGAAAAACUGGUAUUUUUUUAAUAGUUAAGUAUGCACUUAUUUUCUUAUUUGUGCAUUUAUAGGUGCACCAUUAAAUUUCACAUACAGUUGGGAGUCUGGUCCAAAGUCAGCCUGUAAACAUAUUAAGACUGUCAUAUCUUUAGUUUUCACAUAUAAUAUGUGAAAAGUAAACAGAAAAUAAACCUUACCUUUUUGUAAAAA
This is a messenger RNA of Xenopus tropicalis (tropical clawed frog), 923 nucleotides long. RefSeq names its product YY1 associated factor 2 (gene yaf2). The transcript has 4 exons. Gene Ontology annotation, cellular component: nucleus. Gene Ontology annotation, biological process: positive regulation of DNA-templated transcription. Bases 96 to 638 code for a protein of 180 amino acids. The record is from RefSeq and is marked provisional. Lineage: Eukaryota; Metazoa; Chordata; Amphibia; Anura; Pipidae.